Messenger RNA from Paramecium primaurelia, 1002 nucleotides. NCBI's taxonomy places the organism in Eukaryota, Ciliophora, Oligohymenophorea, Peniculida, Parameciidae. The record is from the annotation of a GenBank genome assembly.
AUGUUUAUCAUUACAUUAAUUACGUCAGCGUUCGGUUUGAGAUUUCAAUCUUAAACUUUUUAUGAUUUUGUCAACUCUCAACAGUCUACAUGGGUUUCAGGACAUAAUGAAAGAUGGGAAUAAUUCAAUGAAGCCACAUUAAAAACUUAGAUGGGAACAUUCUUAGAUGAACCAGAUUUUAUGAAAUUACCAGAGUCAACUGUGUAAUUUGAGAAUUUAGAAAUACCAGAAAGUUUUGAUUCCAGAGAAUAAUGGCCAAAUUGUGAAUCCAUAAAAGAAAUUAGAGAUUAAUCAACAUGUGGUUCAUGUUGGGCUUUUGGUGCUGCUGAAGCCAUGAGUGAUAGAUUAUGUAUUCAAACUGGAUAACAAACCAGAAUAUCAACUGAAGAUUUAUUAACUUGCUGUGGAAUUACAUGCGGAAUGGGAUGUAAUGGUGGAUUCCCAAGUGGUGCAUGGAACUACUUUAAGAAUAAGGGACUUGUCACAGGUGAUCUUUAUGGUGAUGAUACCUGGUGUAGACCAUAUACUUUCCCUCCAUGUGAUCAUCAUGUUGAUGAUGGAAAGUAUGGACCAUGUGGAGAAUCAUAACCAACACCUGCUUGUGUUAGAUCAUGUACUGCUCAAUCUGGAAGAAACUAUGAAUCAGAUAAAGUAAGAUCUGUUGAUGCAUAUUCUGUUUCAUCAAAAGUAGAAUAAAUUUAAAAUGAAAUCAUGACAUUUGGUCCAGUUGAAGUAUAAUAUCAUUCUCUAUUUUAGGCAUCAUUUACAGUAUAUGAAGACUUUUUAACAUACAAAUCUGGAGUAUAUCAACAUGUUGCUGGAGCUAGUUUGGGAGGACAUGCUGUUAAAAUCAUUGGUUGGGGUGUUGAAAAAAAUGUUCCAUAUUGGUUAGUAGUAAACUCUUGGAAUGAAGGAUGGGGAGAAAAAGGAUUAUUCAAAAUCUUAAGAGGAUCUAAUCAUGUUGGAAUUGAAGGUGGAAUUUAUGCAGGUAGAUUAGCUUGA